AUGGUUGAUAACCUGGAACGAUUUUUCAAGAAGAUGUUUGGAAACAGUGAGCUGAUAUGCUUUCAUCAGAAUGACGAGGACAAGAUUGUCCUGACAAAAGAGUUGCUUCCCAAGUUGGUCAGCUUCUAUCACAAGUCCAUGGCACAUGUCGAAGGCAUGGAUCGUUUGAACAAACGAUCAAGACACAUUUCUAUCAUAGAGGUAUUCGCGACGAAGUCUGAAAACAAAUUGAGCAGUGCGAAGCAUGUGCGAAGAACAAACGAGCACGACGUGCUUAUGGAGAAUCUGCUCCACGUGAUGCUACGGCGAUGCCCUGGCAAGAAGUCCAUUGUGACACAAUCGGUCCAUGGACGAUUGAGUUACGACAACGGACGUUGA
Molecule: messenger RNA, 378 nt
Organism: Seminavis robusta
Lineage: Eukaryota; Bacillariophyta; Bacillariophyceae; Naviculales; Naviculaceae
Source: the annotation of a GenBank genome assembly